GGAAGAGGUCUUACUUUGAUUGCUUCAUCACUUUAAGAGUAGAAGAUGUAUGUGUGUGAAGGUGCACUUUUGUGUCUCAUUGUGCUGUUUUUGCCUCUCACUGCACCGCAUGUUGUGCUGAAGUUCAGUGAUGUUCCAGAAUGUGAGCAGUUCUUUUUGGAUAAAACACCACCAGAGAUAUCUGGCAUUCUUGUUGGAGGAAAUGUUCAAGAUCAGAAUCGUUAUAAAGUAAUAUGCCAAUUUUUCAGUGACAAAUACAGGUUUGCUACUCUCUAUGAUACGAGCAACAGGAUCCCUGUGUUUUCUGCUUAUAAAUUCACUGGGAAAAAGGAGCCUACUACAAAAAUUAACCGUAACUAUAUUGAGCCACAGCUUGAAGAGCUACAGAAAGAGAUGACAGGAUAUUUAAAAACGAGGUGUGAAAAGCAAGCUACUUCUCACGAUUACGACAAAUCAACUAGUGAAAAUCUUACCAAGGGUCACCUCUUUCCAAAACAACAUUCCAGUGAUAUUGAAACAGAAAAUUCCACCAUGACUCUCACCAACAUGGUCCCUCAGAAUAAAGACUUCAAUUCAGGCCCAUGGAGCCAAAUGGAGAUGAAUGUUUUUAAUUUAAUGAACACGCACUGCAGCAAUACAAAUGGAAACAUAGAGGCUUAUGUGGUGACUGGAACUGUUCCUGGCAAUCAGGUACUGGCGAGCAGAGUGAACAUCCCCAAGCUGAUGUGGACGGCUUUCUGCUGUAAGACAAAUAAUGGGGAAUGGAUGUCAAAGGCACACUGGGGAGAAAAUGUGAAUACAACUGGUACAAUGGAGACAAAGACUGUUACAGAGAUGCAAAACAAACUGGAAGAAUCUUAUGAUGCUGACAUGGUGCAGAUAUUUCCACACCAAUGUGAGAAAGGGCACCUAUUCCCCAUGGGGAGGUUCUACCGCUACCAGUUCUACCAAAGGCAUUUGAAGAAACGGGUUAUGCGUCGUCAAAGGAAGCGUCUCCGCAUUCUCCACAGUGAUAAGUAACAGGACUGCAGAGGUCCUCAGUAACCAUUCUUGCUUUCCCCAUGGGGAUCAAUAAAGUUUCAGUCAUUCGUUCA
Messenger RNA from Paramormyrops kingsleyae, 1094 nucleotides. Lineage: Eukaryota; Metazoa; Chordata; Actinopteri; Osteoglossiformes; Mormyridae. The record is from RefSeq and is a predicted model, not a curated record.